GUGGAUACUCCAUUAACCGGUUGCAGAACAUGGGCUGACAAUGAGACAUGCGGUGUUAACAGAACUGGCAAUGGCGAGGAAUCGAAGAGAAGGCAUUAUAAAUGGUUAAAGAACGAGGCUGCUGUUGAAAUUAAUGUCAAGUCAUUUUAUAAGGACGUAGCUUGUUUAUUAAAAAAUAUGAAUCGAGUCGUGGAAGAUUGA
Ambispora leptoticha is the source of this 201-nucleotide messenger RNA. NCBI's taxonomy places the organism in Eukaryota, Fungi, Glomeromycota, Glomeromycetes, Archaeosporales, Ambisporaceae. The record is from the annotation of a GenBank genome assembly.